CGUGAUCCCAAUCACGUGACCCCUCCAAGAUGACGCUUGGCGGAACUGUAGUUUAGACCUGCAAAUUUUUGUAAUAUAAACAAAGUAGUGGAUCGUUUAGUUUAGUAAGUAAGUCUUAAAUAUUUCCUUUGAUAAAUCUCUCUUCAGAUCGCAGCCAUGGCGCUCAGCGAUGCCGCCGUACAGAAACAGAUCAAACACAUGAUGGCCUUUAUUGAGCAGGAAGCCAAUGAGAAGGCAGAAGAAAUAGAUGCAAAGGCAGAAGAAGAGUUUAAUAUCGAAAAAGGACGACUGGUACAGACUCAGAGGUUGAAGAUAAUGGAGUACUAUGAGAAAAAAGAGAAACAGAUUGAACAGCAGAAGAAAAUUCAGAUGUCAAAUUUGAUGAACCAGGCCAGACUGAAGGUACUCAAAGCGCGUGAUGACAUGAUUAAGGAUCUCCUUAAUGAAGCACAACAACGGAUGGCCAACAUUGCCAAAAACCCAAAUGAGUACCCAGCACUGCUGGAGGGGCUGGUGUUACAGGGAUUUUAUCAGCUGUUGGAGCCCAAGGUUAUAGUUUGGUGCAGAAAGGAAGAUGUAGCGAUGGUGCAGGCUGCUGUUAAGAAAAACAUCCCCAUCUACAAAGACACAGUAAAGAGUAAUAUUGAAGUGCGCAUUGACGAAAACAACUUCCUGUCCCCUAACAUCUCAGGAGGUGUUGAAGUCUAUAACGCCGAUGGCAAAAUCAAGGUGUCCAACACACUGGAGAGCAGACUGGACCUUCUAGCACAGCAGAUGAUGCCUGAGAUCAGAGUGCAACUGUUUGGUGCCAACCAAAACCGCAAGUUUAUGGACUAAUGCUCUGGUACUAAAUGUGCUUUAGUGGUUUUUUGGAGAACGCUGAAAUUCAAGAGCCCUGAUUAAGUGACAAAAAUGUUUGAUGGGACGUUUUUUUUUUUUUUUAAGGUCAGUUUCUGUUGCAAUUCAGGAAAUUCAACUGAUCAUGUUUCAGUAAUAAUUUGCUUUCUCUUUUUCUUUUGUGUUUUUCUUUAAAAAAGAAAAAAACAAGCCGAAGAAAGUGGUUUAAAAUUAAAGGCUUAUCAUGUGUGCUUAUGUUACCUUAUACCUCUCCUUUGAGUGUUUAUUUAGCGCUUUCUGUUAAUCAUGUCAUCUGUAGUGAAAGUGGACACCUGAUAUCUUUUCUCAGCCUGUUUGAACAAAAAGCUUUAAGCACUCUUAAGGAAUUGACAUUGUUUUUGCUUUGAAUGCCAUUAGCUAAGCUAGCAGCCUAUCAGGCUUUCCCUGGAGAGGGGAAACCCUCAUUCAGUGUCUUUAAAAAAAAUAUGGAUGCCUCUGUGCUUGUUUGUGUGUUUUCAUUUGUAGUACAACUGCAUCGUAGUACAGAGGAAUAAAUCAGAUAUAUUUUAUUUAUAUUUUAAGCAUUUCUGUGCCCAUUACAAUAUAAACAAAACAUUGCUAGUUGGUUACAUCAAGUCAGAAAUCUGACAGAUGCUACAUAUACCUCAAACAUUAAAAAUACUCAAAUACAUUAGAUGCAAAUUAGCAUUAGUUGUGGUGCACAAACAAUGUUUUGCAUAAUCAAAUGACUUCUGAUCAUGUUUUCAAGAAACUUUAAAAUACAAAAGCUCUUCAGUGAUUUAAUAAACAGGGAGGCCUGUAUCAGUCGUGCAUAUUUAAUACAGAUGUUGUUCAUUACAGUUAUUUAGUAUAACAUAUGAAUAUGAAACCUCUGAGAUAUUUAUUUUGUCGCAGAAAUCAAGUCUUGUCUUUCAGGUAUAUGCCACUACAUAUGUUUAAAAAAUAUCUCUUUCUAGGUAUUAUUAAAAUAUUGUACUUGAAACAGAAAUAUCUUACAUUUGUCUGCUAUUGUUGUUUCUUUUUACAGAAGUACACUCAUAAUUAAACUAUUCAAGAUCUAA
Molecule: messenger RNA, 1919 nt
Organism: Carassius carassius (crucian carp)
Lineage: Eukaryota; Metazoa; Chordata; Actinopteri; Cypriniformes; Cyprinidae
Product: V-type proton ATPase subunit E 1-like
Exons: 9
Coding region: 157-837 (226 amino acids)
Biological process (GO): proton transmembrane transport
Cellular component (GO): proton-transporting two-sector ATPase complex, catalytic domain
Molecular function (GO): proton-transporting ATPase activity, rotational mechanism
Source: RefSeq, a predicted model, not a curated record